AUGCCGUUGGACAAACCAGCUUACUCUGUCACGGAAGCCGAAUGGGUCGGGUGGAUGCGCCUCGGCUACGAUGUUUUACCGCCUGACCUCGACGCGAUCCGCGCUCGGCUGCGCAGUUCGGUUAAGUUCGACCUGACUAUCAUGGACGUCGACUCUCGAGUCAGUAAGAUGCUUGAGGGUCGCAUGAAGACCCUCGAGCUGGACUACCAAGAAUAG
Aphanomyces invadans is the source of this 216-nucleotide messenger RNA. RefSeq lists its product as hypothetical. Bases 1 to 216 code for a protein of 71 amino acids. The record is from RefSeq and is a predicted model, not a curated record. Lineage: Eukaryota; Oomycota; Saprolegniomycetes; Saprolegniales; Verrucalvaceae. The transcript is spliced from 2 exons.